Messenger RNA from Lethenteron reissneri (Far Eastern brook lamprey), 14555 nucleotides. RefSeq names its product WD repeat-containing protein 44-like. Gene Ontology annotation, molecular function: protein binding. The record is from RefSeq and is a predicted model, not a curated record. NCBI's taxonomy places the organism in Eukaryota, Metazoa, Chordata, Hyperoartia, Petromyzontiformes, Petromyzontidae.
AGCCCGCUUCACCCGCACAUCAGCGCACAGACGAAGCCCGAGACGGCACCGAGACAUUUCCAAACUUCGCGUUUAAAUUACAAACCGCGACAGCCGUGGGUGAAGCCGCGGGAGAGGUUCGAUUGCCGCUGCCUCCGGGCGACCGCUGCUUCGGUUUUGCGGCCUUGCGGGGCCAACAGGUGACGGUAGCCCCCGCUUUGACGGGGCAGGCCGCAGCAGGCCUCCGCGGAGCCUUACGUGUUUCCUGAGCGGCCUCCCCCCAUGGCCUCGGGCAGCGACUCGGCUGACGAGGAGUUCUUCGACGCUGAGGAUGACGUGGACUCGACUCCGUCGCGGCGUUCGUCUUCAAAGAAGCUGAUCAAGAACCCAGCAGUGUCUGAUGAAGCUGUCGGAAAAGAUUCUGGUGGUGGUGGAACAGCGUGUGCUGCUGCUCUUGCAGAUGCAGAGAAGGAUGACUUGCAGAGCCACAGCACACAGCGCAAGCCAGAGGAGCCGCCCCGGCCGCCCCAAGCAACUGAUCACCGCUUGAUCAAUGAACUCGCCUUGCGAGAUGGCAGUAACACCGCCGCUCCUCCACCUUCGGUCAUUGCAGCAAAACUUGAACCGCUAUCACCGUUGCCGCUGCUAUCACCACCGGUGGAGGUAGAAAGAGAGGAUCAGAAGAAGCAGGGGGGGGAGCAAGGUAACUCCGAUGGCACAAGCGUGGCGGUGACAGCCGCCGAAGGAUCAAUCGUCUCCCCAGAAGAAAACUGCCGCCCCCUUGUCGUGGGCAGUGCGGCGAUGCCGGAGGUGGUGGCGCACGCCCUGGAGGCCGCCGACAAAAAAUCUGAGUACGAUGGCGACAAAGCAGGAGCACAGGGCGAGCAAAACGACGUGGAGGCGUCGGCGGAAGGAGGAAGCGAAAGGGGGAGCAGCGGAGCCAAGCCGGGAGCCGAUCCGCCGGCCGGAAAGGAACCCGUAGAACCAGCGGAUUCGAGUACAACCGCCGCUGCCACCGAUCGCUCGGCGAGAGCCUCGCAGGAGCCCGACAUCGUGGCGAGCCACAAGAAGCCACCGCCGCCACGGCCACAAGUGCCGCCCCCCCGCGUGCCGGCGGUUCAUGCGCAGCCACAGCAACAGCAGCCACAGCAGCAGCAGCCCCAGCAGCAGCAGCAGCAGCUAAUGCCGCCUCCACGGCCACCCCCUCCACAGAGACCUAAGAAGGUAGAGGGGCAGCCGUCGCUGGAGGAGGUGAAGAGGCCAACUCUGCUGGAAGUCCCACAAGAGCCCGUGUCUCCAAGCGGUCUGGUGAGCCCCAACACAGCCGUGGAGAAUCUUGCCAAGGAGCUCCAGUCCCUGGAUCUCGCCAGUCUCACGGCAGGGGAAAAGGUCAUCGAGGCACAGGAGAAGGAUGCUGGUGGAGCUGACAGUCGACCAGCAGCUAAAGCUGAUCGCCCACGCUCCAAUUCUGGACGGGAUCUCACCGACGAGGAAAUCCUUGCGAUGGUGAUCGUCAAGAACCUGGACACGGGAGAGGAGAUUCCGCUGAACCAGGCCGAAGAGAAACUCCCAAAAGGCCACAACCCCUUGGCUUUGCACAUCAUGCGGCGCACUAAGGAGUUCAUCAGCAGCAUAGGUGCAGCGGGCUCGGACGACGAGGAGAAGUGCCAACCUCAAGGAGUGGAACAGGACGGCAAAAAACUCAAGCAGAAAACAGUUCAGCUGAAGCGGUUCCUCGGGAAAUCGAUGAAGAAGGCCAAGGUGUUGGCCGAGGAGUACGGCGAGCGGGCCGUCAGCAAAGUGCGCAGCGUGCGGGACGAAGUGCUGCACGGGGAGCAGGAGGAUCAGUCGAGCGACGAGGAGGAGGGGAUGCCAUACACGAGGCCCGUUAAGUUCCGCGCCGCACACGGCUACAAGGGGCCCUACGACUUCGACCAGAUCGUCAUGGUGCAGGACCUGAGCCAGGAGCACAAGGGCGCCGUGUGGACCAUGAAGUUCUCGCACUGUGGGCGGCUGCUCGCGACGGCCGGGCAGGACAACGUGGUUCGCAUCUGGGUGCUCAAGCAGGCGCACGAGUUCUUCAGCAACAUGCGGCAGAAGUACAACACGGAGGGCCGGGUGUCUCCCUCUCCUUCCCAGGACAGCCUGAGCUCCAUCAAGUCAGAGACAGAGAUCGGCUCUCCGGACGACGCUGAAAGGAGCGACAGUGCGGCGCCCUUCAGGAGACAGCCUUUCUGUAAAUACAGCGGACACACGGCCGACCUGCUUGACCUGUCGUGGUCAAAGAACUACUUCCUGCUGUCGUCCUCGAUGGACAAAACGGUGCGGCUGUGGCACAUCUCGCGCAAGGAGUGCCUCUGCUGCUUCCAGCACAUCGACUUUGUCACCGCCAUCGCCUUCCACCCGCGGGACGACCGCUACUUCUUGAGCGGCUCGCUGGAUGGCAAGCUGCGCCUGUGGAACAUUCCCGAGAAGAAAGUGGCUCUCUGGAACGAGGUGGACGGGGCCACCAAGCUCAUCACGGCCGCCAACUUCUGCCAAAACGGCAAAUUCGCCGUCAUCGGCACUUACGACGGGCGCUGCGUUUUCUACGAGACGGAGCACCUCAAGUACUUCACGCAGAUCCACGUGCGAUCCAGCCGAGGACGCAACCGCGUCGGGCGCAAGAUCACGGGGAUCGAGCCCCUUCCCGCGGAGAACAAGAUCCUCGUGACUUCAAAUGACUCGCGAAUCCGCCUCUACGACCUCCGCGACCUCUCGCUCUGCAUCAAGUACAAGGGCAGCCUCAACAACAGCAGCCAGAUUAAAGCCAGCUUCAGUCACAACUUUCAGCACAUGGUGUCUGGAUCCGAGGACCGCUACGUGUACCUGUGGAAGACCUACCAUGACGUCAACCGCUUCUCCUCCGUCCGCAGGGACCGCAACGAUUACUGGGAGGGCUUCAAGGCUCACAACGCAGUCGUGACGUCGGCGAUCUUCUCGCCCCAUCCUGCGCUCAUCACCGGCUCGGACGUUCCGACGGUCGAGGAGGUGGUACCCAGUGAGGGCGGUGAGGGAUCCACGGAGACCGGCACGGCCGGUUCUGCCCGGUCAGAAGAGCACGGCGAGGUGUUGGUGACGGCAGAUUUCACCGGCGCUAUUAAGGUGUUUCACAACCGCACGCGCCGCACAGAACCGGCCGUGCCAUGAGCAUCGCCAGCACGGCAGCCCUCCUUCCUCUCCGUCUAUGUCCCUGUCCGUGUCUCUGUCCGUGUCUCUGUCCAACUCUCACUUGGCGACAGCCACAACCUUGGCCCCUCUAUCUUCCAACAGCCACGCUCGGGUUGCAAUCUCUUAAAGGUACAAUAAGACCAUGACACACCAUGGUUAUGAAGAAUAUCUCACAAUAGCAGAGAGAGGGGAGAAUUUAAUGUAAAUGCAUUGCCUUGGGUGGUGAAUUAUUAUUAUUUUUACGCAGCUGACAAAAUCCGGGAUUUUUUACGUCCUGGCGAGACCGACAGAUUUUUCCCGUGACACAGUUUUGCCGCUUCCACGACAAGAGCACGAUUCUGGGAAAACUGGGGACGGGGACAACCCGAGCUCACUCGGCCACAGAAUGCGCUCCGCGAUGUUGUGAUCCUGCCGAGUGCCGUGGUGGUCGGAGCGCAGGGUAGCUCGCAAGCCCCCUGAGCAACGUUGAGUCUUGCCGAACUUAAAGGGAUUAUUCAUCAUCAUCAUUGCUUUCCAAAUCCCCGCAGAGAGGGGGAGGUGGGGCAUGCAUCGCUGUUGAUUCUCGAGGUAGAACGGUGAAUUGUUGAUGAACUAAUUCGUUUUUGAAAAUUGAAGUAGAGGUGCUGUCAGAUACUUGGCACAAGUACACUUAUGGGCACUACAGAGGCAGAAAAUUCCAGCCUCAGAAUUUAUUUGAGCUUCUCUUGAUUUCAGUUGCGGUGGGAAUGUGUGCCGCUUGUGGUUGGGGAAGUGGCGAGAUGUUGACUACCUCGCCUGGUCUGCAGGAGGUCGUGGGUGCGAUCCCGACCCUGACGCCUGCUGUAUAUUUGGAGUUUCCAUGUCUUUCUUACCGUGAUCGUGUUGAUUUUUCUCCGGGUCCUCCGGUUUUUCACUCCACAUUUAUAAACAUGCAUUUCGAGUAUUUGGCUGCUAUAAAUUUGCAUAUGAUAAGCCACUUUAUUGGCCUAUCAUUUGUGGCUAUGUCACUUCUGAAAAAGAGCUAUACAGCUCGGUGAGCCUUACCUGGUCAAAUAAAAAUUGUUUAUAGUUUAGUUUAAACGUGAACUCGUUGCAUUUCAACGCACGUACGAAUUUAGAAACACAGAUUCUUACGCACGCCAUUGGAUGCGUGUAUUGUUCGCUGAACCGAUGCAUCGUCUCGUCUCCCCCGUCUCUCUCCCACCUCCCCCCAUCGCCCGUGGGGCUACAUUAAAGUGUCAAUGCUCGGAGACGGGGCUUUCAUUGACGGUUGCGCAUCCACCAGCCACUGCUUCGCUAUCUGGCACAGCGUGCACGGACCAGGAUUUAAAUUGACGCCUCCCGAUGUCCGUGUAAUGCUCCUCCUCUGCCGCAUGCGGGCGUCAAAAUUGGGCCAAGUCGCGGGAUGCGACAGCGGUUCGUCAUACGACGCACAGCGAACUGCCCGUCGGUCCGCUGUGAGUAUUACGCAGCGGUCGCUUAGUAUACCUUAGACCAGGGGUCGGCAACCAAAAUAACAAGAAGAGCCAUUUCUUUCCAAUUCGGUACAAAAUUCAGUAUUUCAAGAGCCGCAAUGCAUCUGAGUACAUACUGUACAUACGUACUCAUCGUCAAGAAGCAGCCCGUAAAGAGCCGCAUGCGGCUCCGGAGCCGUAGGUUGCCGACCCCUGCCUUAGACCAUGUCCCGAUCAUAGCGUAUGGUUCUAUUACCCUGCUAAAUGCUGCUGAUGAUGUUGUUGAAUAAUCCCUUCAUAUGCGUGCGUGUUUUAAGUGUGUGUGUCUUGGUGUUAAAAAAAUUCUCCAAAGUUUAGACACAUUUGCAACUGCAAAAUCGCCAAGAGCAAAUUCUGGAGUGCCCUCGAACAGACAAAUGAAAUUCCCUCGCUGCACACAAAAGGCAUCGGGCGCACAAAGGACUGUGAGAUUACGCAGCCAAUUAUGUGUGGGUAUCGGGCGCCCAUUUGUGGUCACGACAUUUCUUGCGGGCCAGGAUGGUGGCUCAUACAUUGCCAAAAGAUGUGGUUUGGCUGAGCGAGUCAACCUCGCGUAUCGUUGGCUGCGGGGAUCUACAAACCCGUGUGGAGCUUUUUAUGCCUUUUGCGUGCAUCUCAAAGUUUCGCCGCGUUUCAUGAGAGGCUACACCGUAUUUAGUAUUAUGCGGCACGUGAUGUGCUACUCGCGAUGUCCGGAUGUACGACGUCUUUGCUACAGACUCGAAAGAAAACUGCAGAGUUGUAUUUCCGAGGCGUUACUUCCCCUUUAUGUGGAUGGAUUGGGUUGAGCCUCAAACAUGUUUAGCCUACAACACGUUUAAAACGAAAGGGAGGCGACGUAACGAUAUGUGCGGGUGUUCACGUGCGGGGGCACCCGCGCGCGGGUCUUAACGUGCGAGAGAAAAUUGACGUGGCUUGACGUGACCGAAGCAUUUUAAUCCUGGGACGAUUCGCAAUCGUGCUUUGCAAGCGAAGUGCGGGAAAGCAAGCCGUCACCGUCUGUUUUGAGUUUCACGAGCGGUGGGGGGUGAAUCUGGGAGCAGUUGUUAUUUUAAAAUUUCUUCCCUUAUCUGGAAAUUCGGCUGCGUUUCGGAGGCACUUUGCGAUCAGCGAUUCUGCGAUCGAUGGAAAGGUACACUUGGUUGCAGAUGAUUUUUGUUGGAGGGUGCGAUAUGAUUUUGAUUUGGGCUAGCAGCUAGUUGUUUUUCUGCAAGCGCGUCUGAGGUUUUCAUUCCAUCAUCCCUCACUUCGCGCUGCAAUCUACGCGUGCGUUCACUGCAUCACGUUACAGUAAUCGGUCUGCCCAAUUACUGGCCUGAAAUCCCGUAUGAUCACUGUUUUCAGCGGGUUAUCGGAUUACUUUUCUUAGCACGUAACUGCUGAAUGCUUUGUACAAAUAACUUUCAUUUUGUUAAUUUAUAUUUUAAUGAUUUCAAUCACUUUGUUAAAGGAGGGGUAAGUGUUUGUGACAGCAGCUGGCGUUGAUGCGAGGGCGGAAGCAGCCAAUUCACGCAGAGUACACUCCCCGAAUAAAGUCAUCGUAAAAGCAGUUGGAUUACAUUCCUUUGGAAACGCCAGAUGCAGGCCGGAUUACGUGAGGUGGCUGUUAGAUGGGAGUACGGGAAGUGGGUUACUGACCUAUCUGUGUUGGUAAAUUUUCUUUUGUAAUAUCUCGUUUGUACCUGAGAAUUCUCUGGGUACUCUGGUCUUUCCCAUUGCAUGAGGAAUCAGUCGAAUAUCGUCAAUUUCAAGACUGGUGAUACUGGAUUCUGGAAAAUCCUGGAGGCUGUGCUGGGUAAAUUAAUGACCCAACUAUGUUUUAGCCGCUUAAUCCUCCCGUUUUCUCAUCGUUAAACACCUAAUCGUUGCUUUUCAAACGCUUUCGUUCAACGCGUGCCGCCUUCAAACACGCAAUCUCAACAAACCUUCUAAGUUGUGAAUAUUUUUCUCUGCGUUGUAUUAAACGUGUCUUUAUUUUAUUUUGGUAUUGCUUUUCUGAGAUAAUAAUUGCCGUUUCCCGUGUCGUAUGAAAUCUGCCGUGUCCCCUACUCUGAAUUGUGCGCUUCUACCAGACUUUUGCGCGUCCUUUACCGUGUGCCCGGGGGCUGUGUGGAUACGUCGGCGUAACGUGCACCGAAUGGCAACAGCAGAGCAACGUGUGAUUUGGUUCGAAAGGCAUCAGCCUCGCAACAUUUGACGUCUUGUAUUUUUGUACAAUGUUUUUCUCGCCGACCGCAAUAUUUUACUCGAUUUGUCGUCGCCGACUGAGAGAAACACGGGUUGGUCUUCGCUUCCUUCCUUCUGCCUGGUCUCGCACAGCUUGCUGCAUGGCCAACACCCGACUGCCACGGUCUAGUCUCCCACCGAACAACGGAGUCAAGCCCUUGACAAUAAUAUCCGUGGCAUCCACAGACAGAUACCAUUGGCCCUUACACGAGAGGGGGCAUCGUUACAGGACGUUGGGUAGGAACCUACCGGUCUCUUUCCCAUUCAAACUUAAUACAUUUGCCGAUUAUAGAAAACGUAACUAUCAAAUCAAGAUGCCUCCUCCUCUGCCGGAUUACUAUUUGAACAUUUGGCAUGGGGGAAGUGGCCUCGUGUCUCGGGCCUUUUCAUAAUGUGGCCGUGGCGGAGGUGCUGAGUUGGCAGCUCUGAGAUCCUGGGUUCGAAGUCAUCUCGCAAUGACGACACGGGGUUCUCUCUCUCUGGCACGCGUCCGUGUUACUCAGCCCGCUCAACGGUGACCGCUUUACCCGAUCCAACAUUCCAGUUCCGAGGGGCACUCAUCGCUCCCGUUUGCAACGCCGCGAUCAGCGUUCUUCAGAGACCUAAUGAGCUGUGGCCAGCUGGAUGGGGCUUUGCCGGAUAAAUGAAUAGCGUAGUUUAGUUUAGUAGAUAAUUCACUGCAGGGGUGGAGUGGUGGCCCAGUGGUGAGCGCACACCGUGCUAUGAACCCGACAAGCCGAGUUCGAUUUCCAGCCACGGCUGACAUCCGUGGCGAGUGAUAUCAGAACCGGUCCUGCCCAUCCCAACCAACCCGCACUACUAACCAGUGUGGUGAAGUAUUGUUAAAUAAAAAAUAAAAUGUAAAUCCUGUGACUGACAUGGUGUGGUGGUGGGGGGGGGAGGUCUUAAUCCAUUGGUGGAUUGGGAAUGGCUGGAAUCUAUUUAUUAUUCUUCUCUUUUACGUGUCCGAGAAGGUGGAGGCAUCGCGUGAGACGGCGCUGUGUCCGGGGGGCCAGGGCCCCGUGCCGCGGGGGGCCGUCGCUGCGACGGCCCCCCUGAGCGUUGUUGCGGUGGAGGCCGCCGCCUUGUCCCAGAACCUGCGUGGCGACGCUGCAGCGUCGUUUUAAACGUAAAAAAAUAAAAUAAAAUAACAACGCGUGCGGAAGUGUUUUACCUAAAAAAAAAACAUCGAAUUCGAUUUUUUUCCGCUGCCUCCCGCCGAUGAUUAAAAAAGACGCGGGUGGCCGCUUUAAAGUGGGAGCAGCUAUAGGGUUAUCCACUCGUGAAGGCAAAGGUCCGCUGGCCUGCGUGACUCACGCCGCUGCUGGCGGAAGAGCCUCCGCUAAGGGGGGGGAGUGCCAUGGAGCGAGUCCCCGCUCGAGCGUGUUUUUGGCCUCCUCUUCCACGCUGGUUCGACGUCACGGGGAGCGGAGGGAGUCCCACCAACACUUAACGUCUGGGAUAGAUUACAUUCAGUUGUGAGUCCUUAAGAGGGAGCCUUCUCGUGCACACACAAAAACUACAACCCCUUCACCAAUCUUCGCGAAACCUAACGGAAUCCAGAUUCGUAACGUUAUGCCGUGUGUCGGUGCGAUUACAUCUGCAUGCACUCCUAUCUGCACGCAGUCGAUGACAACCUCCUAACGGCAGGAAUCGGGCUCCCUUUAAAGACUGGCUUUGCCGGCUUGUUCUAAUUCUCGCCACAAAGGAGAAAGAUAAUGGAUUUGGCCCCUAAGUUCAUUGUGAAACUGUCUUGAUAAGGCCGGCACGGGAGUACUUUCUCUGUGCGCGCCCUAAAUGGGUUUCCUAAUGCAUUUUGAGCUGCAUUUAGCCAGUGACACGGCAACUAUUUACCCCAUUGAAAUGUAAAAGUCAUCGAUGAUUGUAUUUUUUUGGAAAUCACGCUCGCUCCCAUUCUCGUACACACACGCGCAAUGCUUGCACACACGUCUAUACAGACCACAUGCAUAGGUGCACACACGACUCUUUUUGUCAAUCCGCUGCUAGAUGAGGGCCUCCCCGCGCCGUGCGGGGUCGUGCUUGGUGGAGUUGGGGGGGGGAGCAUAGACGUGGUAGAGUACAAGGUGGAGUGUUGAGGCCUGAAGCAGGCCCGGCUGCCUCUUUCUGCUCGGUGCUGAUGUUUGUCUGUUCGUGAGAGUAUGGCGACCGCUUCAGACAAUCUCCACUCGAGUUGCCGUGGCUGGGAAUCAAACAGAGGUCGCAGGGUUUGGUCUGUGCCCUAACCGCAGCGCCACCGCUCCUCGCACGCAAACAGAUGAAUAAACACGUACCACACACAUGCUCCAUACAAAGAUAAAGCUAAAGCCCCCCCUUCCCCAUAUAGACUUAACAGACCGUUGAGACAAGUGCUGUUAGCGAGCUUCUACGAAGGCCGGCAUGGCAUACGAGGGGGUUGGUGGUCGGCACGGCACCCAGCCGCCUUUGUCUCCCUCGUGGCGAUAUUUACUCCUCACCAGGUGGUUGAGUGGACCUAGGGGAGGCCCAGGACCGGUUCGGAUAAUCGUCACCGGUGUUCGCCGUGAGCGGAAAUCGAACGCAGGUCGACGGGUUUUGUAGCACAGCGCGCUAACUGCUACUCCACUCCCGCUGCACACGUACGCUCAUGGAUAGACACGGGUAGACGUGUCCACACACAUACGCACAUGUGCAGUCAAGCACAAUUCACAUACACUGCGAGUGUGAAUAGAAAAUUGUAUGUAAAGGGAAACAAAAUUGUGAUGCGAUGGCAAAUAAAUGUGUGUGCAGAUUUUGGCGAGAGAUGAUUGUCCACAAUGCACGUGGCAUUCAAUUUAAAAAUCGCACCGACCCAUCGUAAAUUGUGACAUUCAGCUUCAUUAUCGUACCCGUAAUAGCACAACCGGUAUUUCACCAUUAUUUAUUCGCGCCUGCAGAUACAGCAGUAGCUGCUGGCAUUUUAAAUGCAUGGCCUAAGUUUGCAAGGAAUUGAACCUGCAACUUUUAUUACAAUAGAAAAUUAUAGCUGACCCCAGGUCUGUGUUGCUAUAAGAGAGAAACAGCUCUUGUCACCCUGCACAUAAAUAAGGGAUUAAUCAAUGCGAUCCGCCGACUUCAAUUUAACCCGAUUAUCUGAGUGGGGGGGGGGGGGGGGGGGUGGGUCCCCUACUGAAUGGCGCUGAGAUUUUGAGGUGUGGAGCCAAAUAUGCCUGGCGCAGGACCCUCCUCUGGCUCGAUCAGAGGCUCGUGAAUGAGCGCGCGGUAUUCCUGGGUUCAGGCCGUACCGAUGGACGGUGAUAAUGGUGAAAAUGCAAUUUUAUUUGUUGUUAAUCAACAAUUUGGUGAAUGCUAUUUUGUUGGUGGUUUUUCUAUGUUCGAGACAGGUCUCAUGUCAUGCUUGUGCUCAAAUCUUUGCAGCCUUAUGUUGAGAUUUUUAUAUCUAUGUUUAAAAAUACAUCGGCUUAAUUUUCCACCAAACGGUGUCCCGGUUGUGCUGUUAACGGCACAACGAGCGAAGCUUAUUAAAACUCCCAAGUAGCCCAGUGAUCCUGGUGAGAGAUCAAUCUUACAAUGGCUUGUGGACUGGACUUUCCUCCGACGUGCGUUCUUCUUCCAAGUCCCGUCGCGUACCUGCGCUUUAUUCGUCGGAGUGCAUUCAGAUUUGUGUUAUUUAUGCAGUCGUCAGUGACGGAGCCGAGGCGUGAAAACUCCGCGCGCGCAGAAGAGCCGUGUCUAAUCGCGCGGCGGGCGUUUUGUGUUAAAACGAGUCGCCGAUGACGUGUCCAGCGACGCGCUAAGUCAUUCCACGUUUUUAUUUAAAGUUGCCGAAUUCUGUUACGGACUAAAGUGUGUUUCGCACCGUUGGGUUACAACGUGCGUCAGCUUUUGUACGGCGGCUGAGAUUCGCAAAGUGUGAGCCAUUCCUUUCUGCUUCCCGAGCUAAACCCGUUGUAAAUACGGAGAGUUCUACGCAACCUUUGUUGGGAGUGAUGCCGGGACUAAAAUACUUGGAAUCAACUGUUGACGCGGAUGGUUUUUUUUUUACGAAACGACUUUAUUGUGUUUGUGUAUCCGCCCUUUGUGUCGCUUAACUCGGAAAGAGUUCUCGUUAGGCAUCUGUAAACACACUGUCGGUGAUGGGAAGAGUCUGUGAACUGGUGUUGAAAGCGAUGACAAAGAAAUCACUCUCCUUCGCAUGUUUAUGUCUCUCCACAUCAAGUAAAAGUGUUUCUUCCUUCGAUUUGGGAUCCCAUAGCUUCAAGAGAGGAGCCGUGCUUAUGAGAUUGGCAGUUCACUAAUAUUGACUCGAGCAGCAGGUCUGACCGCUGACGCUGAGUGUCAAAACCGGCCAAGGGUUUGCUCGUCUUGAAACAAUGCCGCUUUGAAGGCGUGUACACUCCCAGAAGGCCGUCCCGGCCGAUGGCAUGUGUAAGGAAUACUUUUAUAUAUUUUUUGUACGUGUGGAGAGACGGAUCAUCCGCUUUUUUAUUUUGAAAGCGACGAGUGGCCGUGAACGAAGCUGCGUUGAUUUCUCCGUACGGUCUCUGUGAAGCGAAAUGACAUUGGUCCAUCAUUGCCAUCGUCGCACCAAGGCUAUUGCUACUCGGCCUGCCGACAUCGCCCGCUGCACCAUCGCCACUCGCCGAUCACUCUCCCCGAAAGUGAUUUGUGAAUUGGCAGCAUGUGGGACGUGCUGGGAGCCAGGCAUGCUGAACGUGGGGGGGGGGGUUUCUCCAGAUUGUUAAGAUUUUUCUGCAUUUUUCAGUUGACUCGCAAACACGGGGUGUUUUCAACCCAUUGUGAAAAUGCACUUCAGCGUCAAAUUUGGCAAAGUGUUGCAUUUUUGCGCCAUGCUUCCGCUGGGUGCUGAAGCACCCUGCUAGUGAUGUCGUGAAGCGGACUUUUCCAUCGGCCCUUGUGUGAGCACAGCCUUAAUCCAUUCCCUUUGCCAAUCCACAGCUGGAUGAUUAAGCUUCCCCCCCAUCCCCCACCCAUACUGUUUCAGUCCUGAGAUUGUUUCACCGCACCACCCAAGGGCAGUUUUGGUUAGCGCGGUUGUUAGCGUGGUGGUUAGAGCGGUGGUUAGCGCGGUGGUUAGCGUGUGCACCGCCGCUCUGCACCACACGUCAUCAGUUCCACUACAGGUCACAGGUCACAGCUCACAGGUCACAGCUCACAGGUCACAGGUCACAGCUCUCACAGCUUUCACAGCUCUCACAGCUCUCACAGCUCUCACAGCUCACAUUCAUGGUGAGUGAUAUCUGAACCGGUCCUGCCCCCCCCCCCUCCACCUUCACCAAACUGCACUACUGACCUGCCUGGUGACGUAUGGCCUAACAACCAUCGCCGACGUAGCGUGGGGCAGGCCGCCUUCCAGAAGUAAUUUUUUAUCAUUAUUUUGAAUUCAUGCCAUGCACAACCAGUUUACAUUUUCACGUGAAUUCUGCUGUCUUCAAUGCUUGCUUGGCGUUUCAAGCGACCAACUCACGGCCAACUUGUCAUUGAGACUCGCAGUGGAAUCGGCAUUUGGUAAGUUUUCCUACGAGCUGGAAAACCUGGUCGAUUUCAGAUGGAGCUAAUGAAGAAUUGCACCCAGGUACAAGACGUUCAUAGGUGUGGGGGGGGGGGGGGGUUGGUGGGUCACGAAUAGAUAGUCACGUCCUGCAAAGUUCCCAAACCACUGGGCUGCGAGAUGGCCAGGAUGUGGCAGUACAGCAAGUGGGUGCUUGACUCGUAUAUGCACUCCGUUCAUUGAUAUCUCCUCCUAUGAUCCAGGUUCUUCCCACUUGCAAAGCACUCGACAACAACAACAACGGAAUUGACCAAAAGCACCAAUGCAAGACCCUCUUGAAAGUGGUUCUGGAUUCGGUGAGGCUCCCCUGCAUGAAGGACAAUUUUAUUAACAAUUGACAUUGCAUUUAAUAAAAUUGCUUUCAACAUUAUUUGAAUACGUAUCUAUAUAUGUAAACACAUAGAUCCGUCAGCACAAGAAUAUUGGCACGUACCCUUCAGCACGUGAGCGGUCACUGUUGCACAUUCGGUCGUGGGACUUCGACGUCAACUCCAGCUGGUUCGGCAAAGUUGUGCGUGCGGUAAACUGAUGUGUAUGAGAGAGUGGUUUGGCACUGGAUUCACCAUCGUCGUCGUCGUCAUCAUCGUUGUGUUUCAUUCAUCCUGUUAUCUCCAUUCGAUAAUUCGCGAUCGUCACAUUUUUUUUGUUCGUUAGGUUAUCAUCGUCUAGUCAAAUUUUUAUCGCAUUUCAUCACCGGCAAAGUAGCAUCACGUUUCAUCUCAUCUUCAGCCACGGCCCGUCCAACUGCUGGAUGAAGGCCUCUCCAAACCACCGCGUAUCACUUAAUUGUUAAAGUCGUAUUUAUAGCCAUGUUUAUUGUCGUCGCGUUUAUUGAAAUCAUGUUGCUAUUGUUAUUUAUCCCUGUUAUCACCACAGUAAAUCACUUUUUUUGCCCUAAAUCACAACUCCAUUGAUCUCAUGAUUUUCAUUACAUGGUUGCAAUCACGUCAUCAUGAAACAUCAUCGGUCACCACAAUCACCAUUAUCAUCACUCUUAGAACGGCAAUUCAACUGGAGUCGCUGCCACCCGUGGCCCAUUUGAGCACAUGGGACGCGAUGCUCAUGGGGCCAUGGAGACUGCAUAUUUGUGCUGUUCAACCGCCGCAGAACUUCCCAUACACACGCGUGGUGGUGCUUGUGUGUAAACGUACAGCCCUUCAGUCGGUCUACUGCUGAAUGAGGGGCAAUCCCCAUUGCGGGCAGCUCGCCGUGCAGAGUUACUACUUCACCCUGCUUCACCGUGCUGCUCUGUGCGGGUUUGCCGUUGAUGGCGGAGGGUGGGGGGGGCCGUGAGCAUCCACGUCGAGAGUCACAGCUCGGCAAUUAACAGGUCGGCAAUUAACAGCUCGGGUUUUGCUGCACCAGCACCCUCCUGGCAACGGAGCCCCGCAGCCGCCCGGAGCAACCGGUGGUGGCCCCGCCGUGGUGGCAGUCUCCCAGCCCAGCCCAGCCCAGCGCUGGUUCGGGCCUCUUCCCUCUUGCUUAGGCUCCCGAGAUCUGAAGAGGUGGCGGCGGGGGGGGGGAGCAUUCCGGCCGAUCGGGUCACGGUGUACGUGAAUGUUGUGUAUAUAUUCUGUAAAUGACUGCUGAUAGGCACCUUAAGAAGAGCGUUUCGUGGUUAUUUGCGUAAAGCAAACGACGCGCAUGUGCGUGCUUGCACGUUCUUGCCAGAGUGAGUGCACGGCAGCCUGGUUGCUUGGGAGUAUGCAUUGGUAUGAGCACUUUGGCUGUGGUGGUGGUGGUGGGGAAACGCAGCCAUGUGUGAGCGGUGUGCAUUGGAUUUGGUUUCAUUUGGUUUGCGACAAAUGUUCUCCAAAAUUGUCGCCCAGCGGCGGUGUGGCUAUCGAGAGUGCAGGCGGUGCAACUGCGUCCUGCGCCCCACCGACUGGAGGGGCGCUGAUGCCGGGAACCGACCCCCGCUUAGUUUCCUGUACCAUGGCCGAUGCCGUCUGUGCCGCCACCGAUGGCUGUGUUUGGGGUUAUUGUGUUACAUCGAUGCGAUUCGGUACUAAAGCUUCGUUCAUAUGGGGGAUUUCUUUCUGCUUAACAUGUUCUGAUGGGCGGCGACUCUGCGUGCAACUGAUGUUCAGUGUCUCCUUGUGGUAUUUGUUUAUUAAACG